GCGGUGCUGACGCUGAGGUGAAAAACUCUUCUGAAAUCUGUGCUGUACAGAGGAGAGCAGCAAAGAGGAGAAGAGUUCAUUGUCCUCCUUCACUUUUCUGCAGCAUUUCCCUGUUUCAUCAUGGACUUCUGGAAUGAAAGAGCGUGGGGAACAUUCACGCAGAUUUUUUUGAUACUUUCCAGCUUGUGUGUGGACCUAAAAGCAGAAACGUGUCACAGUCUGCUGGUAUCGAGUUUAUCACCAUCAUCAUUUAGAAGCUCCUCACAACUAUCUAGCAGUCAUGGGCCGGGUUUUGCUAAAUUAAACCGAAGAGAAGGUGCUGGAGGCUGGUCUCCUCUAAAUUCCGACAAAUAUCAGUGGUUGGAGGUUGACCUGGGUGGACGGACACAAAUCACAGCUGUUGCUACGCAAGGUCGCUAUGGGAGCUCUGACUGGCAAACAGCCUACCAGCUGAUGUUCAGCGACUCAGGACACAACUGGAAACAGUAUAGAUGGGAAGGACAUAUAGGGGCCUUUCCUGGAAAUAGUAAUGCAGACAGUGUGGUCCAGCACAAGCUCCGGCACCUGGUGAUCGCUCGCUUUGUCCGCCUCAUUCCGCUCGACUGGAAUCCAAAUGGUCGGAUUGGACUCAGGCUGGAAGCUUAUGGAUGUCUCUACAAUUCUGACACGGCGAACUUUGAUGGUGACAGCAGCCUUUUUUUCAAGUUGAGUCCAAGACCGAUACAGACAUCCGCUGACAGCAUCUAUCUGAAAUUUAAAACCAUGAAAAACUCUGGAAUUCUGCUUCACGCUGAAGGACAGAAUGAGCUCAGCUUCACUUUGGAGUUACAGAAAGGACAACUUCUGCUGCUCCUCAGAAAAGGCAGGAGUUUGUCCGUAGACAGACUACAUCUUGUGUCUCUGGGCAGCCUGUUAGACGACCAACACUGGCAUCUUGCUGCAGUGGAGCAUCACAGCAGUAACCUCAAUCUCACUGUGGACAAAAACACAAAGUGGGUGGCGAUCCCACCAUGGUUCACCCACUGGGAUUAUGAUCAGAUGACUGUUGGAGCAGAUCAGAACCGCAGCUCCCAAAACUUGAAUAGAAAUUUCCACGGCUGUCUUGAAAACCUUGUUUACAAUGGCCUGAACCUGAUAGAACUGGCUAAACAGAAGGACCAACGGGUUACUGUGAUGGGCAACGUGACAUUUUCCUGUUCUGAACCCAUUUAUGUUGCUGUGACGUUCACUGGCCCCCUGAGUUCCCUGAGGCUGCCUGGGGCCACAGAGCUGCAUUUAGCAGGGACCUCGGUGGAGCUUCAGUUUCGGACGUGGGAAAAGGAGGGGCUGCUUUUGACUUUUGAUCUCCCAAAGAGACAAGGGACAGUAUGGCUGCACCUGAAAGAAGCCACACUAUAUCUUCAGAUCUACAUGACUGGCAGGGCAUCUUUAGAGCUAAAAGCAGGUUCAGCCUUGAAUGACGGUCAGUGGCACUCCGUGGACUUGAAAUCAGGACAAGAAGAUCUGACCAUCACAGUUGAUGGAACUACAGGAGCCAGUCCCGCAUACCAUAUCACACCAGGAGGUCAACUUUUCUUUGGCGGCUGCCCUGCUGUAGGGAACAGCCAUGAGUGCAGGAAUCCCUUCAGAGCUUUCCAAGGAUGUAUGCGUCUUCUAACAGUGAAAGAGCAGCUGGUGGAUCUCAUCAAGGUGCAGCAGAGACUGAUGGGAGAUUACAGCAACCUGCAGAUUGACAUGUGUGGCAUUAUCGACAGAUGUUCCCCAAGUCACUGUGAGCAUGGAGGCAGCUGCACUCAGUCGUGGAGCACCUUUCGAUGUAACUGCUCCAGCACCGGCUACAGUGGAGCCACAUGUCACAGCUCAAUAUAUGAACAGUCCUGUGAGGCCUACAAACACAGAGGCAACACAUCAGGAUAUUAUUACAUUGAUGUGGAUGGUAGCGGACCCAUCAACCCGCAGCUUAUAUUCUGCAACGUGACAGAAGACAAGACGUGGACAGUGAUCCAGCACAACAACACAGAACUGACCAAAAUUCAACCGUCAAUAGAACGAAGUCAGCACUUUGAAUAUACAGUGAAUGAAGAGCAGCUAUUGGCAAUCAUCAGUCAAUCAGAGUAUUGUGAACAGGAACUGGCUUACCACUGCAGGAAGUCACUCCUUCCUAACACACCAGACGGUGCUCCACUCAGCUGGUGGGUUGGAGGUCCCGGUGCAGGACAAAGGCAGACCUACUGGGGCGGAGCUCUUCCAGGCAGCCAACAGUGUGCCUGCAGUCUGCAGGAGAACUGUGUGGACCACAAACACCAUUGCAACUGUGAUGCUGACCACACUGCAUGGGCUAAUGACUCUGGCCUGCUGACUCAUAAGGAGUCCCUGCCUGUCAGAUCUUUGGUGCUAGGUGAUGUCCAGAAGCCAGGAUCAGAGAGCUCCUACAUGGUGGGACCCCUGCGUUGUUAUGGAGACAACAGUGUCUGGGACUCUGCGUUUUUUGACAAGGAAACAUCGUACCUCCACUUUCCCACCUUCCAUGGAGAGCUGAGUGCAGACAUCUCGCUCCUGUUUAAAACCACCUCAUCCUCUGGCGUCCUCCUAGAAAACUUGGGCAUCAGAGACUUCAUUCGACUUGAACUCGGCUCCUCCACUGAGGUCCUUUUUUCGUUUGAUGUGGGUAACGGCCCGCUGGAGGUUACAGUAAAGGCUGGUGUCCCGUUAAACGACAACAGGUGGCAUCGCAUUCAAGCUGAGCGAAACGUGAGAGAGGCAUCGCUUCGCCUCGACGAGCUCCCUGCUGCCACAAUGGAAUCUCCUGCUGAUGGACACAUUCACCUGCAGCUCAACAGCCAAUUAUUUGUAGGAGGCACUGCAUCCAGGCAAAAGGGUUUUCGAGGAUGUAUCCGCUCCUUGAGGCUGAAUGGUAUCACUUUGGACCUGGAGAAAAGAGCCAAGGUCACCCCCGGGGUCCGGGCAGGAUGUCCAGGCCACUGCAGCACCUAUGGUGCGCUUUGCCAGAACCAAGGUCGCUGUGUGGAGAGAACCAAAAGCUUUUCCUGCGACUGCAGCUCAUCUGCCUACACUGGAGCCUUCUGUGACAAAGAUGUCUCAAUCAGCUUCAAGCCGGAGACAUCCAUCAGAUAUAUUUUCAAGGAGAAGCUGGUGAAUGAGUCGAACAGGAGCAGCAGCUCCCCGUCCUCCCACAUUAUGCCCAACAUGAACCUGAGAGCAGAAAACAUUUCCCUGAGUUUCAGGACCAGCCAGAUUCCUGCUUUGUUACUUUAUGUUGUCUCUAACCACAGAGAGUACCUGGCUCUGCUGCUCAACAAGCAAGAGCAGCUGGAGGUGAGGUACAGACUGGAAAGUAGCAAAGAAGAAGAAAUCCUAAGGAGCAAAGUGAGGAAUCUUGCAGACAGACAGCUGCAUUCUGUUUCUGUCAGCAGACUGGUAAACUCUGUCACUAUACAGGUUGACCAGCAUAACAGAGAGAAUUUCAACCUGACCUCUGGUGUUGAAUUCAAUGACAUAAGGUCACUGAUUCUUGGCAGAUUUCACAAUUCUCCAGAUUUGGAUCCAGAGCUGGCUCAGCUCGGCUCUCUGGGUUUCACUGGCUGUCUAUCUGCUAUACUCUUUAACUCCAUCAGCCCUCUGAAAGCUGCUCUUCUCCGACCAAGCACCAGCCCUGUUGUUGUCACGGGUCCAGUCAUCCAGUCCAGUUGUGGCUCAGCUUCAGCCAAUGCAGCAGAAAACACACACCACCAGUCAGACCAAUCUGGAUCGAUAGGAGGAGGUCAGCCUUUAAUGAAUGCCCUCCAAAAUGACUCAGCUCUCAUCGGAGGUCUGAUAGCUGUGGUGAUAUUGGGGAUUGUAUCUGCAUUAGCCAUACUGGCCCGAUUCCUGUACAGAAGAAAGAGAACAUGCCAAAACCAGGAGCUGAAAAAAACAGAAGAUAACAAUGGAUUGCAAUUUGCCAGCCAGACCAGCUCGCAGUAUGGUCCGACUGAAAACCAGAAGGAAUAUUUUAUUUAGACGCAAGCUCCCAGCUGGCAGUGUUGGACCUGAGGAAGAAACAGACAGAGACAUUUGGUUAUUUCUCAGUGUUUUGUGUAACAACCAGAUAUGAGAUGGUGAUUUAUAUACAGCUUGUGAUGUUGAACAAUCAAAAAAGCAAAAGUGUGGGUCACAACAGUCAAAGAGCUGUGAAUGGAUAAUGAUGUAAAUUUUAAAGAGUUUACUGUAUACCAAACAGUUGUUUAUAUGUCUCAUUGAAAUGAUAAAACAUUUUUGUUGAACUUGGAGUGUUUUGUAUUAUAAAUGUUUACCUUUGGAGCCAGUAAGCCUUGUCAUUAUAAUUUAAAAAAACG
Molecule: messenger RNA, 4355 nt
Organism: Girardinichthys multiradiatus
Lineage: Eukaryota; Metazoa; Chordata; Actinopteri; Cyprinodontiformes; Goodeidae
Product: contactin-associated protein-like 4
Exons: 24
Coding region: 121-4020 (1299 amino acids)
Source: RefSeq, a predicted model, not a curated record